AAAAUGCCUAGAGUCAAGACAAAUCAUAUAAAAUACCCCGAGGGUUGGGAGCUGAUUGAGCCUACCCUACAUGAGCUGGAUGCUAAAAUGAGAGAAGCUGGCAAUGACCCUAAUGAUGGUAAAAGAAAGUGUGAAGCACUCUGGCCCAUAUUCAAGGUUGCGCAUCAGAGGAGCAGAUAUGUUUAUGACCUUUACUAUGGAAGAAAUGAAAUAUCUAAAGAUCUGUACGAGUUCUGUUUGGAACAAGGUUAUGCGGAUCGCAACCUGAUUGCAAAGUGGAAGAAGCCUGGAUACGAGCGUCUCUGCUGCUUGCACUGCAUACAACCUCGGGAUCACAACUUUGCAACUACUUGUGCAUGUCGUGUCCCCAAGCACCUUAGGGAAGUUGCUGUAAUAGAGUGUGUACAUUGUGGAUGUCAAGGUUGUGCAAGUGGGGACUAA
This is a messenger RNA of Nicotiana tabacum (common tobacco), 441 nucleotides long. Its product is annotated as protein BUD31 homolog 1-like. The record is from RefSeq and is a predicted model, not a curated record. Gene Ontology annotation, biological process: mRNA splicing, via spliceosome. Gene Ontology annotation, cellular component: spliceosomal complex; nucleus. Lineage: Eukaryota; Viridiplantae; Streptophyta; Magnoliopsida; Solanales; Solanaceae.